Molecule: messenger RNA, 381 nt
Organism: Enterospora canceri
Lineage: Eukaryota; Fungi; Microsporidia; Enterocytozoonidae
Source: the annotation of a GenBank genome assembly
AUGGGGAAAAAAAGGGACUUGAUCCAGAAAAUCAAUUAUGAGGCAAUUUGGCAUAAUUCACCUGAAUUAAUAUUGUAUGGUGAAUUGAACAAGAAGAGUGAUGUAUGGAUGGUGGGAAUGAAUUUGUUGUGUGGAUUCAUAUGGUAUGAAGAUGAAGACGUGAAUGACAAAUUUUUUGAUCACGCAAAAUGGUAUUAUGGUGAGGGUAUUGAUGAUUCUGUGAAAUAUAACUAUGGUGUACCAUUUCCAUACACAGUUCCUGAUGGAACAGAUCAACAAUUGAAGAAUUUUUUGGACAAUUCCAUGCAGGUAAAUCCUAGAAACAGAUGGUCGAUAUCUAAGUUACUAAAACAUCCAUUCAUAACCAAUAAUAACGAUUAA